This is a messenger RNA of Suillus fuscotomentosus, 579 nucleotides long. RefSeq lists its product as uncharacterized. NCBI's taxonomy places the organism in Eukaryota, Fungi, Basidiomycota, Agaricomycetes, Boletales, Suillaceae. Bases 1 to 579 code for a protein of 192 amino acids. The transcript has 2 exons. The record is from RefSeq and is a predicted model, not a curated record.
AUGGACGCAGAGAAGCCAGCCUAUCUCAGUAACAUCCUCGGGACCAUUACCGCCCCGAAUCUACAUCACCUCGCUGACGAGGCGCCCAAGUUCCCGACUAUGUGCAGGUUGACGAUGAAGAACAUGCUCCAGUCGGUCUAUGGGCCCGGGAAGAAUUUACGCUCUAUCUCUACCGCGCUCCCUCAUGUGACAGAAGUUGUAUUUGACCAGGAUGUUAGGGAGAUCGCCGAUUCCCUCGUAAUGGAAUCGUAUGACCAGAAAGUGCCACCACUAUGGCCGUACCUGCGGCAGCUCACAAUCGAAAUGUCAUCCAUGACAACAUUCUACUACCUCCCGCAGCUCUCCGAGUGGCUGCGUCUCCGGCACGCGAGUGGGCUGUCGCUGCCCGCGGUGGUCAUCCGUUACGGGCUCCAACGAGCUGGGGUAAAGGAGGAUGCAAGGGAUUUGAUGGCUAUUAGGAAAAUUGUAAAUGAUGCGACGGGAUACCGCGCACCUGAUACGAGAGAGGUAGUGAAGCAGCUUGGAAAGCUGGGUGCGUUGGUGGAUCUGAGGGUUGAUUCGUGGGUGGUCCACGACUGA